AUGGUGAAACCUGGCCUGAUAUCCCAGCUGGAAGAGGAGGAAGAGCUGUUUCUCCUGAGCUCUGAUGAAGAGGAGGGACUUGCAGAGAAGAAACCAUAUCAGUGCCUGGAGUGUGGGAAAAGCUUCAGUCAUAAUGGAAGUCUUACUUCCCAUCAAAGGAUUCACACAGGGGAGAAACCUUAUAAGUGCCUGGAGUGUGGGAAAAGCUUCCGUUAUAAUGGGCAUCUUACUUCCCAUCAAAGAAUUCACACAGGGGAGAAACCAUAUCAAUGCCUGGAGUGUGGGAAAAGCUUCAGUGAUAAUGGGUAUCUUUCUUCCCAUCAAAGGAUUCACACAGGGGAGAAACCAUAUAAAUGCCUGGAGUGUGGGAAAAGUUACAGUUAUAAUCGCAGUCUUACUAUCCAUCAAAGGAUUCACACAGGGGAGAAACCUUAUAAGUGCCUGGAGUGUGGGAAAAGUUUCAGUCGUAAUUACAGUCUUACUUCCCAUCAAAGGAUUCACACAGGGGAGAAACCAUUUACAUGCCUGGAGUGUGGGAAAAGUUACAGUUAUAAUCGCAGUCUUACUAUCCAUCAAAGGAUUCACACAGGGGAGAAACCUUAUAAGUGCCUGGAGUGUGGGAAAAGUUUCAGUCGUAAUAACAGCCUUAGUAUCCAUCAAUGGAUUCACACAGGGGAGAAACCAUAUAAAUGUCUGGAGUGUGGGAAAAGCUUCAGUGAAAAUUCAAAACUUUCUUCCCAUCAAAGGAUUCACACAGGGGAGAAACCAUAUAAAUGUCUCGAGUGUGGGAAAAGCUUCAGUGAAAAUUCAAAACUUUCUUCCCAUCAAAGGAUUCACACAGGGGAGAAACCAUAUGAAUGCUUAGAUUGUGGGAAAAGCUUCUCUCAGAGUGGAAAACUUUCUACCCAUCGAAGAAUUCACAGAGGGCAGGAACUAUGUAAAUGUGUGGAGUGUGGGAAAAGCUUCUGUAAUGAUGCAAGACUUUCUUCCCAUCAAAUGAUCCAUACAGGGGAGAAACCAUAUAAAUGUCUGGAGUGUGGGAAAAACUUCAGGCGGAGAGAUAGUCUUACUUCCCAUCAAAGAAUUCACAUGGAGGAGAAACCAUAUAAAUGCCUGGAGUGUGGGAAAAGGAGGAGCCUGGUGGCCCCUUUGUGCAGCGCCGCGUCCGGACCCAGCUGCGCCUUGGGAGGCUGGACGGGGCUGCAGGCUGCCUAG
Molecule: messenger RNA, 1215 nt
Organism: Euleptes europaea (tarantolino)
Lineage: Eukaryota; Metazoa; Chordata; Lepidosauria; Squamata; Sphaerodactylidae
Product: zinc finger protein 501-like
Exons: 4
Coding region: 1-1215 (404 amino acids)
Biological process (GO): regulation of transcription by RNA polymerase II
Molecular function (GO): RNA polymerase II cis-regulatory region sequence-specific DNA binding; DNA-binding transcription factor activity, RNA polymerase II-specific
Source: RefSeq, a predicted model, not a curated record